Gadus macrocephalus (Pacific cod) is the source of this 2307-nucleotide messenger RNA. RefSeq names its product adrenoceptor beta 1 (gene adrb1). Gene Ontology annotation, cellular component: membrane. Lineage: Eukaryota; Metazoa; Chordata; Actinopteri; Gadiformes; Gadidae. Gene Ontology annotation, molecular function: beta1-adrenergic receptor activity. The record is from RefSeq and is a predicted model, not a curated record. Gene Ontology annotation, biological process: norepinephrine-epinephrine-mediated vasodilation involved in regulation of systemic arterial blood pressure; positive regulation of heart rate by epinephrine-norepinephrine; adenylate cyclase-activating adrenergic receptor signaling pathway. The coding region runs from base 645 to 1865 and encodes 406 amino acids. The transcript has a single exon.
UAAUUGAAUGUGUCCAUAGGCCUAGGCUAUAUGUUUCCAUUUUUCGAUUGUUGAUUGUUUCAUAAAACACACCAAUGGAAAGCAUUUUUUUUCAUGGACUGAAUUAAUGCUCUUGGCUUCUCUUUGGUGUUUGGACUAGGUUUUUUGUUGUAUGUUUGCAUGCAAUACAACAUUUGAAUGGGUGACUUUAUGAAUUUAAAGUCCCUCUUAGGACUUGCAGGUAGCUUGUUGUAAGCAGAGCAGUGCGUAAAACAGGUGCUGAUAGGUCUAAGGCCACCAGAAAACCUCGAUAUGACCUUAUCAAGCGGAACAUUUUCGUAUUUACGAACUGCGUUCGUUAUUAUUAGCCUGAAUGGCGAAGGAGUUCGAGCUUGUUGUUCAAAGAUCCAACUGACACGGCGGCUCGCGCAUUGGCUCAGUAGUGCACUGACGUCACUGAGGCUUAUAAUGUCCCGGAGCGGCUCACGGGAGGAAGAAGAGCACGAAAGCGCAAGAGUGGCUCCAGAUGGAGCUGGCGCGCGCUGGGAGUAGCAGCAGCACCAUCAGCACCAUCGGAGCUCGCGGACGCACGGCGCCGACGGCGGAGCAACGCUCGCUUGCCUUGAUGUCCUCGCGCUGCCUGCACACACACAGCGCGAACCGUCAUGGGGGAGGGUGCUCUCACGCAACUCGCCAACUUUCCCAAUGACACUGAACCCGUGACGGCAGCGGCCGAUGGUGCCGGUGCCGCGGCCGCCGGCGCGUCGGAGCGCUGGGCGGCGGGGAUGAGUUUGCUCAUGGGCUCCAUCGUCCUGACCAUCGUGUUCGGCAACAUCAUGGUCAUCUUGGCCAUCGCGCGCAACCAGCGGCUGCAGACGCUCACCAACGUGUUCAUUGUGUCCCUCGCGAGCGCCGACCUCAUCAUGGGUCUGCUGGUGGUGCCGUUCGGCGCCGCGCUGGAGGUUCGCGGCGCGUGGUUCUACGGCUCCUUCUUCUGCGAGUUCUGGAUCUCGGUGGACGUCCUGUGCGUCACGGCAAGCAUCGAGACGCUGUGCGUAAUCGCCAUAGACCGCUACGUGGCCAUUACGGCGCCCUUUCGCUACCAGAGCCUGCUGACCAAGGCGCGCGCAAAGGCGGUGGUGUGCGCCGUGUGGGGCAUCUCCGCCAUGGUGUCCUUCCUGCCCGUGCUGAUGCACUGGUCCCGGGACCGCGUGGACACCGCGUGCUACGAGGACCCCGAAUGCUGCGACUUCAUCACCAACCCCGCGUACGCCAUCUCGUCGUCCGUCAUCUCUUUCUACAUUCCGCUCACCGUCAUGAUCUUCGUGUACGCGCGCGUGUACCGUGAGGCGAAGAACCAGCUGCGGAAGAUCGACAAGUGCGAGGGCCGUUUCCUGAGCGCGCUGCAGGGCAGCACGGUGUCAGCCGCCGCGUGUAAGUCCAGCAAGAAGCGGCCGUCCAAGAUGCUCGCGUUGCGCGAGCAGAAGGCGCUUAAGACGCUGGGCAUCAUCAUGGGCACGUUCACGCUGUGCUGGCUGCCCUUCUUCAUCGUCAACGUGGUGCGCGUGUUCUGCGCGGAGGUGGUCAACAAGAACCUCUUCGUGUUCUUCAACUGGCUGGGCUAUGUCAACUCGGCGUUCAACCCCAUCAUCUACUGCCGGAGUCCGGACUUCCGGAAGGCGUUUAAGCGGCUGCUGUGCUGCCCGAGACAGGUGGACCGGCGACUGCACAUCAGCUCGUGCGACCUGUCACGCUGCUCCGUGGGAUUAGUGAACACGCUCGUGCCCAACACGCUGGAGAUGUGGUCGGACUGUCACGCGCUGGACAACAGCGACAGCAGCUGCGAGGGAGGCGGGAAGCUUUCCCGCUCCGAGUCGCAGCUAUAAACCGACAGGACAGGAAAGGACAGGUUGGACCACCGGAGCGUACGCGAGGCGCAGCGCCGCGCCGCCCUGACAGGUUGGACCACCGGAGCGCACACGAGGCGCAGCGUCCGCGCGAACAGGUUGGACCGCCGGAGCGCAGCGCCUGUCGGUCUCAUUUCUGUCUUUCGGUACAGAGUGGCACAUCGCACAUAGGAGCCGAUUCACGCUGAAGACGCUGUCAUUUUAACUUUGUAUUGUACUACUACCAGAUGUAAAGCAGAGUGCACGUUGGACGCUUCGUUCGUCCCCAGGAAGACGUUGUGUUUAUUGGGUGUAGAAAAAACGUGUUUACCUCAUGGCCAAAAAAACAAGUGCAACUUGAACUAUUUGUUUAUAUUAAACAUUUUUAUGUAAAUAACAUUUCUAUUUAUUUGACUUUCCUACAAUUAAAUAAUUGGAUGAA